This is a messenger RNA of Limanda limanda (common dab), 1144 nucleotides long. Its product is annotated as RING finger domain-containing protein. Gene Ontology annotation, molecular function: ubiquitin protein ligase activity. Gene Ontology annotation, biological process: protein ubiquitination. The coding region runs from base 118 to 759 and encodes 213 amino acids. NCBI's taxonomy places the organism in Eukaryota, Metazoa, Chordata, Actinopteri, Pleuronectiformes, Pleuronectidae. The record is from RefSeq and is a predicted model, not a curated record. The transcript has 2 exons.
CAUCAAAGUGCUCUGAUCAAAGGAGUGUGUGAGUGGGAGGAUUUUCCCCUCACCCAUUAAAUAUUCAUCUACAACUUUCAUCUUGCCAAGCUGACUCCACUCGCCCUCCCUCCCACCAUGGCAGGGGAUGUUGUCCCAGGAUCCCAGCAGGCCGGCCCAGCUGCUGCAUCUGCAUCCACCCCUGGGGAGCCCAUGGAUGUGGAGUGUCCCAUCUGCUACCAGGAGUACAACCAGUACAACAAAUGUCCCCGCAUGCUGGAGUGCCACCACGUGUUUUGCACCGAGUGCCUCCAGAGGAUCCAGCUCAGCCGCUUCGACCCACCGGACCCCCGCAUCCCACCGUCCGUCCCCUGCCCCCUGUGCCGCCACCUCACCCCUCUAGAAUCCGGGGAUCCCUUCUCCUUGCCCUCCAACUCUCACAUCCUGGCCAGGCUGCCCCCCUUGGCCUUCCGCCUGCCCGCGACCAUGGCGACCCACCUGGCCACGGUCACCCAGAGAGUGGUGGUCUCCCUGGAGGGCGAGAACAGGGACACCCGCUUCAUCAUCCUGCCCACUGUGAGCCUGCGGGUGCAGCAGAUGCACCCGAACGGGCCGUACGGCGCCACACCCGGCCUUGUGGGCGAGGACGAGGUCAUAGAGCGGAGCAAGAAGACCCUGUUCUGUGUGCAGCUGCUGGCGGUCAUCUUCUGGGUGCUGUUUGUCAUCAUCUGCGUGGUCGGGGUGGUGUUUGGGCCAAAUUUCAUAAACAGGCAACUUUAAUAUGAAAUACAAGUUAUCUCCUUUUUUGUAGCAGACGUGGUUCUUGAUAUAAAGUUGGGAUUAACUCGACUGGAAGACAUAGGUUCAAGUUUGAAAUGGGAAGUUAUUGUUCAGUUAUAUUUGACUCCUUAUGCAUUUAUGAGGGAAAAUCACCAUUUUUACUUGUCCCUAAUCUCUGCCCCAAAUAUAAGUUGCUCUUUGGUGAAAAAUAGACUGAUGAAGAGUGUCCUCUAGUGGUUUAUAUGGAAAUAGAUAAACUAAGCUCACACGAAUAAUAAUCAAUGAUUUUUAAUAUUUUGUCAAAUGUUCUUCUCUCUGAUGUUUAUUAUUUAUUGUUAAUCUCAUUGUUGUUUGCAGUUUUUCCCUGUUUGAUGAUGUCAUUAGA